GACGAUUGCCCCACAAGGCUGUCUCGGGCCAUCGAAAACCGCAAAUCGCGAUGCACACGGCGCUGGUGCAAUUCGUCAGAUCGCGAUUACCCCAUAUGGUGGGGUCUUCUGGUUGUGGUAUGUGACAAACGGAAGAUUGACGUCAUGGAUGAUCGUCCGACCGUUCUUAAAUAAGUGAGCCUCUACGGUGCUCAUUACGGGACCCGAACGCUUCAAUCAAACCUGAAUUUACAACCUCCAAUACUUUAAGCAAUAUCCAACCUACAAUGUCUUCCUUCAGCAAUGCGGACACUGGCUCCAAGCCCGCGGAUCCGUACACGCAGAAGAACCUCGAUGAUUCGUCGUCUCUCAAGGAGAAGGUCGAGGACCUGCAGAACUUCAUCGACAAGGUGAAAUUCGCCAUGAUGACAACCCAGACAGCUGGCAGUGAUCUGCUCGCCUCAAGAGCCAUGGCUUUGGCUGCAAAGGAGGGCAACGGCUUCGAGCUCCUCUUCCACACCAACACCGAAUCCGGCAAGACCGACGACCUCAAGACGCACCCUUCCAUCAAUAUCGCCUUCAUCACUCCAUCCGGCGAGUGGGCAUCCAUCUCCGGCCACGCUACCGUAGAGACGGACCGCGAAGUUGUCAGGAAGCACUACUCUCCCGCACUGAAGGCAUGGAUCGGCGACCUCGGUGACGGCACGCAUGACGGCGGUCCAGAGGACCCGCGCAUUGGGAUCAUCCGUGUGAGGGCGAGCACUGUGCAGUAUGCGAUCUCGAGGCGCACAAUGAUCGGUGGAUUCGUGGAGUUGGCUAAGGGUGUCGCUACGGGAGAGUCGCCGGCGGUAAACAAGUUGAGACAGAUUUCGGAGGCGGAGAUUCAACAGUGGAAGGCCCAGUAGAGGGAUUGGCUUUGGGUUUACGAUGAUAUGACGGGACAACAGGGUGGCUUUCGACAAAAACUUCCUUGGCAUAUUUAGGUGCGAGUAUGACCAAAAGUUCUUAUCAUGUACAAAAGUACAAAUGGAUCAUGUAUUGAA
Messenger RNA from Trematosphaeria pertusa, 1022 nucleotides. RefSeq lists its product as uncharacterized. NCBI's taxonomy places the organism in Eukaryota, Fungi, Ascomycota, Dothideomycetes, Pleosporales, Trematosphaeriaceae. Bases 267 to 884 code for a protein of 205 amino acids. The transcript has 3 exons. The record is from RefSeq and is a predicted model, not a curated record.